Molecule: messenger RNA, 4724 nt
Organism: Tachyglossus aculeatus (Australian echidna)
Lineage: Eukaryota; Metazoa; Chordata; Mammalia; Monotremata; Tachyglossidae
Gene: NUDCD1
Product: NudC domain containing 1
Exons: 10
Coding region: 244-1833 (529 amino acids)
Source: RefSeq, a predicted model, not a curated record
UACUGCAACAAAUGACACAUAUGAAAAUAAUCCUGGUUUGCGAGAAUUCACAAGGAGCCAGAGGGGGUGUCUGGAAUGUGGAGGAACAAAUGGUGGCCGAUACAUAGUUUGAUGAAAAGUGGAGUGGUUGAGAGGCCUUUUGGUGAAUGGAAGAUUCCAUGAAAAGUGUAAGAAUGGUGGAGAUUUUAAAGAGCAGCUGUGGCAGAAGUAAAACUUCGAAAUGAUCAGUAUACACUGGACCACAUGCGUGCCUUCGACAUGUAUAAUUAUCUACACUGCGAUUCUUGGUACCAGGAUAAUGUCUACUAUGUUGAUCUUCUUGGAAGAAUUAUGAAUUUAUCUGUGACACUGGAUACUACCUUAGGAAAGCCACGCGAGGUAUUCAGACUUCCUGCAGACUUGAUGGCGUAUGAUAACCGUCUUUGUGCAUCCCUCCACUUCACAUCUUCGACCUGGGUUACCCUUUCCGAUGGAUCAGGGAGAUUGUACCUUAUUGAAACGGGCGAACGUGGAAGUGGUGCUUCUGAAAAGUGGGAGAUUAGGUUUAAUGAAGAACUCGGGGAGCCUUUUGUCAUAAUUCAUAGUGUUUCCUUUAUAAAAUCGGAAGUACCAUCAAUAGCUGCCCUGCUUCUUCGAAUAGAGAAGGAAGAAUUGGAUAUGAAAGGAAGUGGCUUCUAUGUUUCCUUGGAAUGGAUUACUAUCAGUAAGAUAAAUAAAGAUGAUCAAAAAUAUGAAAUCUUCAAGCGUAACAUUCUCCAUGGAAAAUCAGUGCCUCAUUAUGCAGCUAUUGAGCCUGGUGGAGAUGGCUUAAUGAUUGCUUCUUAUAAAUCCUUCAGAUUUAUUCAGGAUGAUAAGCAGCUUGAAGAAACUAAGGAUGAGACAAUGGAAGAUAAAACCAAAGAACCGAAAUAUCAUUGGCAGCAGACUGAAGAUGACUUGACAAUAAUAAUACCUCUUCCACACGAUACUUCUAAAGAGGACAUACUAGUACAAUUUUCCCCUGACCAUCUCAGUGUUUCUCUGAAGAACCAGCCAUCUUUGGUGGAAGGAAAACUCUAUUCUUCUAUUGACCACGAAAGCAGCACAUGGAUAAUUAAAGAGAACAACAGUUUGGAAGUUUCUUUAAUUAAGAAAGAUGAAGGACCCACGUGGCCAGAGCUAAUUAUCGGGGAUGAACAAGGGGAAUUCCUAAGGGAUUCAGCUCAGUGUGCCGCGAUCGCGGAACGUCUUAUGCACCUGACCUCCGAAGAAAUGAAUCCAAAUCCGGACAAAGAGAAGCCUCCUUGCAAUGCCCAAGAACUAGAAGAAUGUGAUGUGUUCCUUGAAGAUGGCUCAAGCUUAUGCAGAUUUGAUGGCAAUACCUUGAAAACUACUCACGUGGUGAAUCUUGGAAGCAACCAGUAUCUUUUUUCAGUCUCAGUCGAUCCCCAAGAAAUGCCCUGUUUCUGCUUGCGUCACGAUGUAGAUGCCCUUCUCUGGCAGCCGCGUUCCGGCCAGCAGGGUGACAUGUGGGAGCACAUUGCAACUUUCAAUGCUUUAGGUUAUGUCCAGGCGUCAAAGAGAGACAAGAAGUUUUUUGCUUGUGCUCCAAAUUAUUCCUUUGCUGCCCUUUGUGAGUGCCUACAUCGAGUGUUCAUUUAUUAUCAACCCACUCCUCUGUCCACCGUACUCUAUAACAGAAAAGAGAGGCGCCAAAUAGGACAGGUUGCUAAGCAGCAGGUAGCAAGCCUGGAAACCAACGAUCCUAUUUUGGGCUUCCAAGCUACAAAUGAGAGAUUAUUUGUCCUUACUACAAAAAACCUCUUUUUAAUAAAGAUAAAUACAGAACAUUAAUUACCUCACACGUUCACAUCUCUGUUAUUGCAAGUAGCCCGAAAAACAGCUGGAAAGUUAUCCCUGAAGCUCGCUGUUGAUUCUGCUGUCCAAAAUAAAAUGUUGUGCAUCAAAGUUGUAUUUUUCAAAUGAUGGUCACUAAAUUACAAAAUUUUGACUCCGUGAAGGCUGCUAAACUUCUAAGCUUGAUUGUCAAUUCUACAUUGCUGGAGAAAUUUAGUUUUAUGUAAAAAUGUAAGGAAAAUAUUAGUAAUUGUAAAAUAACAAAGUUUGAUCCUUUACAUAUGCAAGAUGCAUCAUUCAUUCAGUGUUCCUUAAAUAAAACUAUUUAUCAAGUUCUAUUAUGUUCAUUGGUACAGUUACUAUGAUCUUUGCAUUAUCGUAUGAUCAAUAGAAAAGAGAGGUUUUAUUACUUAAACAUCCAAAGACCCAAGAGCUUGUGUUUUUGUCAUAACACUUAAGAUCUGUUACCAGAUUUUAUACUUUGCAACUUUUCUGAAUUCCCUUUUAAUGUCUAAUGUAACUUUAAAAUAUCAUUUCAUCUGACUAUGCUCAGAAUUAUGUGCUUUUGAAUGCUACAUAUCAAUUUAGGUCAAAUAGCAUAAUUAUGUAUGCUAAGUGUUAAGCAUGCUAGAGCUUUUGUCAAUUUCACCACUUUUAGAAUUUAUUCACAAAAGAAAUGGAGUUUUUAAUUUUCAUUAGAUUAUUAUUUGGAGCAAAUGCAUAUUGAUAAGAUGCUUAAAAUUAUGUACAUGCGUACAUAGGUCAUGUUCUCAUAGCUUAACUUUUUCACAUGGGCUGUUGAGAAACACUUAAAUUGUUUGCAGUAGUUGAAAAAUGCCAGAAUGACUAGUCCUAAGAGAUGCUAUUUCCCUAUGACAGAUCAAUUAGUCAUAGCGUAAUCAUUCUGGGGAUUUACUUCUCUAAUCUCCAUCCCGCGUUAUGAUCCUUUUCCCACUAAUUUUAUAAAUAGGGUACAAUGCAAAGCAUAGAUCCACAGACCAUCAUAGCGAAUAUGAGUAGUUGUGUCCUAAGGUAUAUUUGAGCAGAUUGGUUUUCAAUAAGAGGCAUAUCAUUAAAAAGGGAUCAGCAUAACACCCCACUCUGUAUCCAAUUAAAUGUUGCGUUUACGUAUUCCCAGUUGGCAAUGAUCCUUCUAAUAUAUUUGUUUUUCUUGGGAGUGUGAUUUAUUUUCUGAUUGCAUUGCCUAAUUUAUACAGCUACAUCAGUAGCAUGAAAAGUAAUAUAUAAAUAUCAGUUUUCUAAAGAGCAAAUGGAUAUUGCACUGGAUGGAAGUAAUGCCUUCUCAGUGCCAAGUCUUGGAGCUGAUGAGCCUUCAGGGUCAAUAUUUACACAAUACUCCAAGAUUGCUAGUUUCCAACCUCAUUUUAGUCAGGCAGCGUGUCUAACAAUUCUGUUGUUAUGUUUUCUUCCAACUGCUUAGUAUAGUGCUCUGCACACAGUAAGCACAUAAAUCUAAUAUUUUGAAAGCACAAAGUUUGCCUUUUUAAUAAACUAACAAACAAGAUGAGGAAAAUAUGUGACAUUGAUGCUUCUAAUGGCAGUGAUUCUUCCUGGAAGAAACAUAGAACACUAUAGUAAAGAACAAACACAAUGAUCAUGUUACCUGUUUAAGCUCAUGGUGGUCAGGGAAAAUGUGCCAACUCUGUUGUAUUGCACAUACUCUCCCAUUCAUUAAGUACAGUGCUUUGCACACAGUAAGUGCUCAGUAAAUAUGGUUGAUUGACUAAUAAAUUGUAAUACAGUACAAGAUUAGGUAUUUUUAAUGUUUAGAGUAUUGAAGUAAAUGAAUAAAUAAUUUCUAGAAUCACAGAAAAUUACUCCUAGUAAUCUGAACUACAGGUUACAUUUUUUUCUCUUCAGUCCCAGAUUAAUCAAAAGGAAAAAAUAUGGAGCCCUUUUUUCAUAUUUUAGAAUCAAGCCUAAAAUUUUGCAGAAUUUGCCUAAAUGCAGAUAUUUUUUGAUAGACUUCUUUAUGAAUGCAUUCUAGAGCAGAAUAGUUUCAACUGGAAAACUGUGUCUUCUGGUGGUAUUCCACUAGGCUUUCAGAACCCAAGCUCUCCAUAUAGCCCCAAAAGGAAAAAGUAUUUGUUUUUGUUUGACAUCAGCUGUUUUGUAGCAGCGUAUGCUCUUGGAACUAAUCUAAAAUAGAUUAACCUAAAAUUCAUCCUAGUAUUUUCGCUUUGAUUUGCCUGUUUUCAAAUAUACACUGUAGUUCCCUAAAAUUGGCCCUCUGGUGAAGUUGAUAUGGUGUUACAUUCAGUUUUUUUUUUGGUAAGCCCACAGUCUCUGGUGCACAUACAUCACAUCUAGGAAUGUAUCAGUUAUAUUGUUGUGUUGUACUCUCCCAAGCGCCUAGUUUAGUGCCCUGUACACAGUAAGCACUCAAUAAGUACAACUGACUGACUGACUGAUCUAUUAUUGGAACUACCAGACCUCAUGGGUAUUCAUUGUUUGCCCUUUUGGCUCCAUCUUUCUUGCUCAGCCCACUCCUGACAACAACCCUACUGCUCUUUGAAAUCUCUCCCUAGGCCAUAUGAAAAUCACGUGGGUUUUUCUUAAACUAGAAUUCAUGUUUCUAGAGUGACACUAGUUUCAGUGGAUCUCGACUAUGGGUUUCUUUACCAAGUUUGGAUCUAAAACCCACCAUCUCGUUUAGGGGUGCCGGGACUUUGCGCCAAUGUACUAAUUAUGAUUUAACUGCUUUUACAGUCCUUCAUUUGGCCAUUUCUAAAAAUCAGUAGUUUGAAUGCAGCUGCUGCAAUGUGCUUAUUUUGAAUUGUUUUUGUACUCCGCCUUCAUGUGUAUCUGGACUGUACAAGUGGACGUGUACAAAUUAAAAGCCAAUAAAUGUUUAAAAUUGACUUGAA